AUGGCCUCUGCGCAUUCGAGGCCCAAGGAUCCCCUCGACGCUCUGCAGCACAUGAUCAACGAUGUGCUUGUACAUACCGGAAAGGCUCUCCGUGCCUCGCGCAAAGACGGUCACGGCAACGGCCCUUCGCCCCAUGGCUCUAUCCAGGCAAGGCUGCCAGAGACCAUCAAGUCCUUCCACAGCGCUCUUGACAGCCUCGACAGCGAUAUUGUCCGGGCCAAGUCGGUCUUGCUCCGCGACCUCAACGAGCUGCGAUCGCAGAGGGCACAGUCGAAGCCUCUCGAACAGAUACACUCGCACCCCUCGGAUCCACAGUCGCAGUCUCCCACGGUCGUUGACUCGCAUUCGUCCCCGCCCGCCGCGCCCAGGGAUCAUCCCAUCAAGACCGAGCCCAUCAUGAAGCCCGUCGCACCCUUUCCCGACAUGGGCAUGAGUCUGCCCGACGCCGCUCAGUCGGCCACGGUCGUCAAGGAAGAAAGCACACCGACGCAGGCACCAUCUGCCACGCCUGGCGGUCCCGACUUCAAGGUCGAGGGCGGUGCCUCUUCUGCUCCUGGCGGCAUCAUGUCAAUAGCGCACCAGAAGCCUGCUGGGAUUCAACCCAACGGCCCCGGUGGCGACGACACACUCAGCAUGAACCCUGGCCUGAACUUUACCGACAUGGAGUUUACCCUUGCGCCGUCCAACAACGAUGCCCAGGAUCAGCUCAACAGAGACGCCGCCAGCAGCCUCAACACCACCGCCGAGUCUUCCUUUGACCUCGCAUCCUUCGCUCCGGCCGGCGGUGCCGACAAUGGAAACAACAGCAACAGCAUGGCCUCGCUUGGCGGCAUGCUGCCCGCCAGCCUCAGCGGGGCCAUGAGCAAGCCAAACACCGCCGAUAACCAGAGCAAGCCCGCCGACAACAGAAACAAUGACAACGUGCAAGACUCGGCGUUUGCGGACAUCUUCACGGGCGAUGGUCAGGCAGACGGGAUGGACUUUGAUUUUAGCCUCGGAGACGGCGGCAUGGGCGGGGAUACGUUUGACGAUCUCAUGAAUGAUCGCGACAACACCUUCAACACGAUUGAGCACGGGGACUUUGACGCGACCUUUUUCGGCAUCGACAAGACGGAUGGCACCUAA
This is a messenger RNA of Hirsutella rhossiliensis, 1125 nucleotides long. RefSeq lists its product as uncharacterized. Lineage: Eukaryota; Fungi; Ascomycota; Sordariomycetes; Hypocreales; Ophiocordycipitaceae. The record is from RefSeq and is a predicted model, not a curated record. Bases 1 to 1125 code for a protein of 374 amino acids. The transcript has 3 exons.